GGUCAGUAUCGAGUCUAUGUCGCGCAAUAGCGGCUCGUCCUAACACCUUGCCAGAGCCACAAUACCUCCAAAAUGGGCGACGUGGAAAGAGUCUAUAUCACUUACAACCAGAUCCACAAGCUUUGCCAAGAUGCUGGUCCCCGAAUCCUCAAUGAUUUCCAACCACACCUCAUGAUCGCCAUUGGCGGAGGAGGCUACGUCCCAGCGCGUAUCCUGCGCUCCUUCCUCAAGAAGCCUGGCGCAGCCAACAUCCCCAUCCAAGCUAUCGGCCUCUCUCUUUACGAACACCUCCCCACCGACAAAGAAGUCGAGAAGCCCGGCACAAAAGUCACGCGAACACAAUGGCUGGAUCUGAGCAGCAUAGAAGGCGCCAACCUGAUUGGAAAGAACAUUCUCAUCGUGGAUGAGGUCGAUGAUACGAGGACGACGUUGGAAUAUGCUGUGAAAGAAUUGGAGAAGGAUGUGGCUGCUGCCGCGAAGACGCUCGGAAGAGAGGCUGAGACGACCAAGUUUUCGAUCUUUGUGCUGCACAACAAGGACAAGCCGAAGAGGGGUACUUUGCCUCAGAAUAUGGUUGAUGGGAAUCGCUACUUGGCUGCAAGGACCGUGCCGGAUGUCUGGAUCAACUAUCCUUGGGAAGCGACCGACAUCGAUGAGCACGAUCGCAUGGCCGCCAAGCAGACGAUUCAGUAAACAAUCAGCGGGACGCGAGAAGUGAUGCGGCAUGUGGCAACGCGAAGUAACACGGACGGGAGGCACGAUUGGAACAAAGCAAGAGCGAUACACCCAUAGAUGCGGGAAAAUCUGUCUUUGUGGAUUGGACAGGUUAGAUAAAUUUUGUCUCUUUCUACAGGAGCUGAGGGCGAAAUUGAUUAUACCUUGUGACUUUGAGAAGGAAAGGGGACCCACGCAGCACUUCCGAGGAAAUAGCGUCGACACUGCCCGACUUUCACCUUGAAAUCAUGGUUGUUUGAGAUCUACCCAAGAUAUCGCUAACUUCCUACACAGACAUCAUCCUGUG
Messenger RNA from Pseudocercospora fijiensis CIRAD86, 1021 nucleotides. RefSeq lists its product as uncharacterized. The record is from RefSeq and is a predicted model, not a curated record. Gene Ontology annotation, biological process: hypoxanthine metabolic process; GMP salvage; IMP salvage. Gene Ontology annotation, cellular component: cytoplasm. The coding region runs from base 73 to 693 and encodes 206 amino acids. Gene Ontology annotation, molecular function: hypoxanthine phosphoribosyltransferase activity. Lineage: Eukaryota; Fungi; Ascomycota; Dothideomycetes; Mycosphaerellales; Mycosphaerellaceae. The transcript has 3 exons.